This is a messenger RNA of Oncorhynchus gorbuscha (pink salmon), 1694 nucleotides long. RefSeq names its product protein lin-37 homolog. The record is from RefSeq and is a predicted model, not a curated record. Bases 474 to 1115 code for a protein of 213 amino acids. Gene Ontology annotation, biological process: negative regulation of transcription by RNA polymerase II. The transcript is spliced from 9 exons. Gene Ontology annotation, cellular component: Myb complex; transcription repressor complex. NCBI's taxonomy places the organism in Eukaryota, Metazoa, Chordata, Actinopteri, Salmoniformes, Salmonidae.
AACUACGUUCUAUGUAUAGAUACGUGGCCUUUAGACAUGAAUUCAACAAUAAUGUUCUGCUGAUGAAAAGUGAUGUAUCAAAUAGACACAAGUCGAAUAAUGCGGCUACACACGCGUAUUCAAGAAAAGACUGCUUCAAUUAGCUAACGUUAACUAGCUACUUGGGUUCGGUAUCCAGGCACAACAACAGUGUCCCCUUGAGUCAUUUAACGUUAAUAUCUAGAAACAUUUUUAAUCAGUGUUUCCCCUUAUAUAAUCAAUUUAGCAAGCUUGUCGUUGUAGCUAGCUACCAACUAACUUGUAUUUUAUCUUUGUUUUGGGGAUUUCUGAAUGUCAGUGUGAACGGGUAGAUCAUGCAUCACGUCAAGAUCAAGACUGAGAAGCCAGAUGCAGAGGGGAGUGGUGCACGCAGCCGACUAGACGCAGUAUUACAGGGGCUGGUAGAGAAGAGUGACAGUGAGAGGUGAUGGGAAAUGCUGUUUUUGCUGUUUUACAGGGAGCAAAAUGAAGACGAGACAAAGAUGGCAGAAGAGUCUCUGAGCAAGGAUGUGUCUCCAUCUUCUGCUGGGAAGCGGCCAUCGUCACGGUUUCCACAGCACCGGAGAAAGAAACGGAAAGAGAUGGAUGAUAGCUUAACAGAGAGCAACCAACAUAAACAAAAUGCCUACAUUAUCAAGUUGUUUGACCGCAGUGUGGACCUGGCCCAGUACACCACCAGUACCCCACUUUACCCCAUUUGCAGGGCCUGGAUGAGGAACAACCCGGCAGUGAGAGAGAGAGCUGCAUCCCCAAGCCCCCCACACAGCAUGGGGGAAGAGGAGGCUGCAGACAUGCUCAAUGGUAAGGGACAAAAUGUGUAUCGCCUCCCUCCGCCCCUCACCUGUCCUCUCAACUCUUCUGGAGAUCCUGUCAAUCUGAGGAUCCCAUCCACAGAAAAGCCUAUCGUUAGCAAGUCUACAGAUACAGCUCUUGUGUCUGGUCCCCUCAUAUACAACCACAUAGAACGCUGGAAAAAGAUAAGGCAAAAAUGGAAAGAAGCGUCCAACAAGAAUCAGCUGAGGUAUAGCGAGAGCAUCAAGAUCCUGAAAGAGAUGAAGGAAAUGUACGACCGCUAGCUGGGAAUCCUCCAGGUAGUAUCCCACAGCAGAGGGAAGAGAAAAGAAUAGAGCAGGUAGGAGCUACGAGGAAGUCAUCUACCCCAGGACGCUGCCCUAGUCCUCUACCCAAGGAGGCCAUUGCGUGUGACAAUGUCAGAGGAGCCUCAUGGAGCCCAUUUUUACCAUAUACUGCCACAUUUAAGGACCCAAAGUCCUCGUUUUGAAAAUGUAGCAAUACUUUCAGCAAGUUGAUGCUUCUGGUGGGCCCAAGUUCACCUGUGACUGGUGUAUUGGGAUUCUUGGAUAAUAAUUACAUUAAUGUUUUUUGUCAUAUUACAGAAUAUCUGGUAAUGCAUUAUAUAGUCUGUUGUCGAUCCCACAAUGUGUCAUGAAAAGUUUGUAAACAGGUUAAGUAGUGUACAACAUUUGUCUAAAUUCUGGGAUACUCUAAAUCAAUUCCAAUGGUAAAUAUUAAGUCUCACACAUGUCUCCCUAAUUUAAAGUAAGUAAACUGUGUAAAAAAGUUAUAAAGUAUUGAGCUAUUGUAAUUUAUUUAUCGCUAUAAUAAAUCUACCAGAGUGCUGUUUUUACAGUUGA